AUGGCCAGAAGUCUUCCGCCACAUGACGAGCAUCUAGAGGAAGAGUACAUAGACAUGGAAGUGAGUUCAUACUCCAUCUUCCAUGGCCACUCCAUCAUUCCUAGUCCUGCUCAAACCCACAGAGAAUUCGAGUUCCAGAUGUCCUCAACCUCGUUAGAUCGCAAAGAAGCCUCAACCUCACCAGCUGAUGAGCUGUUCUACAAAGGCAAGCUCCUCCCUCUCCACCUCCCUCCUCGCCUAGAGAUGGUCGAAAAGCUCCUCGAGCUCGAUGGCGACGACAAAUACUACGACGAGUUCUACAGCACUCCUCUAGUGUCGACCGCCCCUACUCCGACGGCGAUGAGCACGCUGUUCGACUCGUGCAACGUGUCGCCCUCCGAGUCCUUCAGGAUCAGCAGAGAGCUCAACUUGGAUGAGUAUCUCGCUGGCAUGUCGGCGGCGGCAACGAGCAACUUUGAGAAGGAAAGCGCGAAGAUCAAGUCAUGGACAGGGAGAAUCAAGAUGAUCAAGCAGUCUUUGUCUAAGCUCAAGGCUUCCCGGGCCUACGUCAAUGCCUUGUUUGGCAAAUCCAGCUGCUCAAACGAGUCCUGCACAGAAGCAGCCCGAAACCAUGCUUUGAAAACGAGCGAGUCCCGCGAACGGAGUGACGAUUCGACGAGGAAAAAUAAGUUCGGCAGAGUUCCCAGCGCAGUUAGAAGCUUUAAUGAAGAAAAGGCCUUUGAGAAUGGUGGCGGAUCUCAGCACAUGAGGACGUCUACCGUAUCAAACAAGCGGCAUUCAUCGAUCAAGAUCUCGACGUCCUCCUCCUUGUCAUCGUCGUCUUCCAACUCUUCCUCGUCUUCAUGUUCAAACGACGCCAACAGGUUCGGCAAAUUUCAGCUUCUGAGCAGAAGCAGCAAAGGGUAUAUGCAAGUAGAGUCCCCAAUUCAGGGAGCAAUUGCCUAUUGCAAGCAGUGUCAAAACAUGUUGUAA
This is a messenger RNA of Rhodamnia argentea, 972 nucleotides long. RefSeq names its product probable membrane-associated kinase regulator 4. The transcript has a single exon. The record is from RefSeq and is a predicted model, not a curated record. The coding region runs from base 1 to 972 and encodes 323 amino acids. Gene Ontology annotation, molecular function: kinase inhibitor activity. Gene Ontology annotation, cellular component: plasma membrane. Lineage: Eukaryota; Viridiplantae; Streptophyta; Magnoliopsida; Myrtales; Myrtaceae.